AUGUCUUCCUGCACGGCGAGGACACUCCAGAUCAAGAAUCCUUACUCAUUACUUACUCCUUCUAGCACCAUACCAUCGAAUGACAACAACGAGGAGAAUGAGAGCGAUGUGACUCCGGUGGUGUCGCCCAUGACGCCCUCGGACGCGAGCCAACGCCGGCCCUCCACUUCGGCCCAGUCGCGAGCCGUAGAGGCUUCUCCCAGGAUGUCAGCGAAGCCCAAGGCGCAGGCUUUCAAUGUCUGGCGUUCGCCCGAGAAAAAGAGUCAACCGAAGACUGCCGCUGAGAAGCAGUAUCGUCUGGAUACCGAGCAGUAUCCUGAUCUGGGAAAGCGCAUGAAGCGUUCUAAAGGUGCUCCACCUCCUCCGGUCGUUGCCUCGGAGCCAGAUGCCGGGCCAUCUACAUCGCAGAAUGCUGGACGCUUGCGAGGACGUCGCGGCCGGAUUAUUGAUCCUCCAGUGCUGGGCAACUUUUUGCCAGAAUCUGUUCUUCCACCAGACGAGAACUCCGCCAGCAGCAGCAAUGCCGCCGAGCGACAAGCGGCAGGCUCAUCACCUGUCCCAAAAGUCGUUCUGGCCAGACCAAAAGUGCAGCAGCAGCAGUCUGAGAAGACUCCUACUAUCGCUCCCAACUCUCCAAGACGCAAAUUGCCGAUUCCGAGGGCCAAAGAGGAGUCACGGGAGGUCGCAGUUCAGGGACGCGAUGGUGGCGGUGAUGUGGAGCCAGAAAACGCCGAGAUUCCGCCCUCUCAGGACGACGAGGAUCAGGGAUUCAUCAUAGCCAGGUCGCGCAAGAGGCGCGGAGGUAUAGGUCGGGUGCCACGUUGGGCGACGAUGAGCCAGGAGUUUGCGCAAAAGUCGCCGGAAAUCCAGUCGGCCAGCUCCAACUCUGGGCGAAAGCAGCAGCCGCAGGUGCAGGCGCUACCGCGUUCUCCCCCCCAACAGCAGCAGCAGAGGCAGCUUAGGUCCAGGCCACAGGCUCCGCCACAAAGUCAGCUGCGCUCGCCGCAAUCGCCUAUGCAGGAGAGGCAGCGGCCGCAGGAGCGUCCAUCUCCUCGUCAAGCUCGCCAGCCACCACAGCGACAGCCGAGCGAGCAGCAAGGGCGGUCGCCACAGCAGAAUCGAGCUCCGCCGCAACACUCUCCACAUAAGAAUAGUCAUCAACCGCAGCAGAUGCAGAUCUUCAAGCCGACGCCUCAGCAUCAACGCACGCCGCAGCAGCAGCAGCAGCAGCAGCAUCAGGCACCUGUGCCAGUGCGGGGGCAGCCUAAGCAACCGCUUUAUGCCGCUUUGCUUCGAUCUCCGCAACUGCCUUCGGUUCCUCGCCAGAAUACGCCCACACCUCGACAGCCGUUGCUUCAAACGCCACCGCGAUCGCCUCAGCAGUCGCAGGUUCAGCUUCAGGCACAGCAGUCUCAGCAUCAAGUGCAGCAGAGGCCCUCGCAGCAACAGUUGCAGCAGCGUUCGUCUGAGCAUCAACUGCAGCCACGUCCAUCCCCGCAUCAGUUGCAGCAACAGCAGUCCCGAGAGCAACUGCAGCAAGACCAGUCUCAGGAGCAACUGCAUCAGCGGCAGUCUCUAGAGCAAUUGCAGAAUCGGUCAUCCACUUACUCGCUCCAGCAACGUCCAUCGCCUUACGACCUGCAGCAGGUGUAUUCUCAGUCCCAGCAGUCGCUCCAGCGACGUCCAUCGCCUUACGACCUGCAGCAGAUAUACUCUCAGCCCCGGCCGUCACUCCAGCAGCGGCAGUCGCAGACUCAGAUGCACCCCCAGCAGUCGCAGCAUCAACUGCAGCAACGGCAGUCCUAUCCCAAUCUGCACCAGCAGCAGUCGGUGCCUUCGAUCAGCAACAGUCUCCAUCAAUCGCAGUCUCAGCAGCAGCUGCCAGAUCAAUCGCAAUCUCAAUCGCAAUCGCAAUCUCAACUGCAAUCUCAACCGGAACAUCCCUACACCCAAGUGCUUGGCUACACGCCUCUGCCACGUCUAACGCAGUCGCAGCACCAGCUGCCUCAGUACUCGCAGGCACCGCUGCGGCAAACGCAGUCGCAUAACCAACUGCAUCCACAAUCGGAUCAGGCGCUCCGCGAGCAACAAUACCAUCAGUUGCGCCAACAGCAGCUGCAGGACGAGCUGAAGGAGCAGCAGUUGCAGCGUGAACUGCAGAAGAAGCGGCUGCAGCAGCAACAGAUGCAGGAGCAGAAGCUGCAGCGGGAGUUCCUGCAGCACCAAGCCCAGCUGCAGCAACAGCAUCAUGUGGAGCAGCAACAGACGGGGAGCGCCCCUGAGAUUGCCAGACGAAGUGCCCUGAACUCGAAUGCCCAGGAGUUCACUCCGAGGGGUCAACACAAUCAGCAGCAGCCUGAGCCCCAGGAGCAGCAGGCAGCGGAAUAUGUGCCGAGUUCCAGGAUCUCCCAACGACGUCGUCGCCAGCGGUACUUGCGAAGUCUGAAGGUGGAGUCCUUGAUGGCCUUGCAGGGACAAGGAAACAGGGCCAGCGAGGAGCAGCAAGGAACCAGCGGCAGCUCCAUCUGCUCGACAGGUGGCACUUGCUGCAAGAGCGCCAGUUGUUCCACAAGCACCGGUUGCUCAACAUGCACCAGUUGCUCCUCAAGCACCAGUUGCUCAUCGUGCGCCAGUAGUUCCGCAGGCAGAACUUCCUCCGCUGGGAGCAGUUCCUCCACAGGCACCAAUUCCUCAUCAGGCGCCACUUGCUCCUCAAGCACCAGCAGCUCCUCAAGCACUAGCUGCUCCUCAAGCACCAGCUACUUCUCAAGCACUAGCUGCUCCUCAAGCACCAACUACUCCAGCUGGCCCGGUCCAAGCCUCGCAAGAACCUACCCAAGGCGAGGAGACCAGGAUAAGACGUCCUCUGGGUCGGAUUCCGAGCAGUGCCCUGCUGCCCACGCCUUGUUCCGAUCCGAACUGCUACUAUACUGCGCCGGGGAUGCCGCCCCACUGCCAUUCGUCACGGUCGUCGAUCGUUUAUCCCGAGCCGGUGGCGCCACUCAGCCUGGCCUCGAAUCCCCCAGCCAUACACCAGCAGUACCCGAUGAUGCCGCCGUUCGCCAUCAACGUGAACACGGGACCACGGGCGCCACAGGUGAUCUACUUCCAGCCACGGUCGAGGGAUGUCUGGAGCACCAACUCGUCGUCGUCGGAACUGGAGAACCAAAUCAGAAACGCCCGCCAGUCGGAUUUUCGGCUUGCCAGCCUCCCCUGCACUGGUGUGGGCACGCAACGUACGGAUUCCUUUACCGGCUGGCGACCCCGCCACCCGAACAAUACUACCAGCAGUACCAUCAGUACCAUCAUUACCAACAGUACCAACAAUACACCGCCAUUCACCCCCAACAUCAGUAUGCCGCCCUCCACUAUUACCGGGCCGGAGCCAUCCAUGCCCCGUACGCUCAGUUCUACGGAGGAGCGGGCCGACCAGUCCGGAUGGCAGGCUACCAACCGGGACAUCAUGUUCAGCCAGCCCUUAUUGGAUAUGGACCGCGAGGAUACCCAAUUCACCGUGGGCUCCCGGCAAUGGGGAUCGGCGGGCCGCCGGGCGGAACGUUACGGGGCGUCGGAGGAGGAGGAGGAGGUGGAGGAGGUGGCGGCGGCGGUGCCGGCAUUUCGGGUUUUAUACCCGGAGGACGGCGAACCCAUCGAUCUAGACGCCGGGGAAGGCGGUCCAGGCGUCGCUAGAUAUCCGGCGCUAUUCGACAUAUUCCGAACUCCGGAAAGGAACAACUCGGUCUUUUCUAAUUAUCCUAGAGGGGAUUUCAACUGCAUCCCGAGCAGCAUCAUGAAUCUCUACCGUUUGAUUACCAAGGUCAAUUCGGACUACGCGUUCACCUACACCCUGUGCGCCCAGCUCAGCCAGGAGGGUGUCCCGAUGGACUGCUACG
This is a messenger RNA of Drosophila ananassae, 3893 nucleotides long. RefSeq names its product putative mediator of RNA polymerase II transcription subunit 12. The transcript is spliced from 5 exons. NCBI's taxonomy places the organism in Eukaryota, Metazoa, Arthropoda, Insecta, Diptera, Drosophilidae. The record is from RefSeq and is a predicted model, not a curated record. Bases 1 to 3690 code for a protein of 1229 amino acids.